This is a messenger RNA of Papaver somniferum (opium poppy), 1472 nucleotides long. RefSeq names its product WD repeat-containing protein 55-like. The coding region runs from base 89 to 1141 and encodes 350 amino acids. The record is from RefSeq and is a predicted model, not a curated record. The transcript is spliced from 15 exons. Lineage: Eukaryota; Viridiplantae; Streptophyta; Magnoliopsida; Ranunculales; Papaveraceae. Gene Ontology annotation, molecular function: protein binding.
GAAUAAACCCUAGCAUAAACCCCUUUCCGUUCCUCACUCAAGAUUUUCAUACUGCUGUUUCUUGCGGAAUCGAGGAAAAGAUAUCGAAAUGGAAGUCCAUCUAGGAAAGCUCCCGUUUGAUGUGGAUUUCCAUCCUUCUAAUCCUCUAAUUGGUGUCGGUCUCAUAACUGGUGAUCUUCAAUUGUACCGUUAUGCUGCUGAUUCUCAACCUCAAAGGCUGUUUGAAAUCCGGGCACAUACCGAAUCCUGUAGAGCAGUUAGAUUCAUCAAUGAGGGACGUGCAAUUGUGACAUGCUCUCCGGACUUUUCAAUUCUUGUCACGGAUGUCGAGACGGGAGCAGCCAUUGCUCGCUCAGAAAAUGCUCAUGAGGCUGCUGUUAAUCGAUUAGUCAACUUAACAGAGACAACCAUUGCCUCAGGAGAUGACGAGGGUUCUAUUAAGGUUUGGGACACUAGGCAACAGACAUGCUGCAAUACCUUUGAAGCUCAUGAAGAGUAUAUUUCUGAUAUGACCUUUUCUGCUGAUUCAGGGAAGCUUUUGGCUACAAGUGGAGAUGGGACUCUAUCUGUAUGUAGUCUCCGAAGGAAUAAGGUGUUAACUCAGUCCGAGUUUUCUGAAGAUGAACCGCUUUCGGUGGUUAUAAUGAAGAAUGGUCAAAAGGUUAUUUGUGGAACACAGAAUGGAGUGCUAUUAUUAUAUUCGUGGGGAUAUAUGAAAGAUUGCAGUGAUCGAUUUACCGGUCUUCAAUCAAACUCUAUCGAUGUGUUACUCAAGCUUGAUGAAGACCGAGCAAUCACUGGAUCAGAAAAUGGUCUUAUUAGCUUGGUUGGCAUUUUACCCAACAGAGUAAUUCAACCGAUUGCAGAACAUUCAGAAUGCCCUGUUGAGCGCCUUGCCUUUUCUCACGAUAAGAAGUAUUUGGGUAGUAUUUCACAUGAUCAAAUGUUGAAGCUUUGGGAUUUGGAUGAACUAUUAAAUGGUGUUGGAAUGGCUCCAACUGGUGGUCAGACAGUAGCUACUGAUAGUGAUAGUGAUAUUAUGGAAGAGGAUGACGUUAUACCCCCCCAACCUAACCCAGGUAAUAGGCGAAGGGGAAACAAUGCACAGUCUUCUAUCAGUGAAUUCUUUGCAGAUAUGUAGUGUGCUCAAAUUGUCCUUGUAGUUCCAGUUCGAUCACCCUUCUGUAUGAGAUUGGAUCAAAACUACUAAGUAAAUACAUACAUUUAUAAAGAUUACAAUAGAUUUUAGGGCUUGAGCAAGUUUUUUUUUUUUGUUUUGUUUUGAUAGGCUUGAGCAAGUUAUUCACAGUUAAUAGUGAAUACUGAAUACGUCUCGGUGUUACAAGUUUUCUCGGUGUUAUAAGUUUUGUUUCGUCAGAUAGGAUAUAGUUGUUCUCUUUUUGGUUCAUGAAAACAGAAUGGAACAUAUAACUCUCCCUAUAUUUUCACAAUCUUAUUUGAUUUUAGGUCUU